GGGGGAGGUACAACGGAGCUCGUUCUCAAAUCCAACGUGCAUCUCACAGCCCCCCUCCCCGCACUCGAAGGAACAGCUGUGCUGACCAUCAUGGGCGCGUGUGCCGUCGACAGGUGUAUCAUCAGCGGAGGUAACGCCUUCCCCAUAUUCAAGUCCCCGUCGUCUGGCUCCACUGGGGGAAUAUUGACCCUGCGCAACCUCACAUUUCAGGAUGCGGCAGGGGGCGUCUUUGUCAACGUGCGGACGAGAAUCAACGCGACUGAAUGCGGAUUCGUCCGCAACAAGGGUCCUAGCAGUGGCGGAGGGGUGCUCAGCGACUCCUACUCUGUGACAAACAGUGUUUCCUACCGCUACUUCUCCUAUUGCACCUUCUACAACAACACGACGCCAAUUGGGGGGGGUGGCGCCUUCAGCAUCAACGCGGGGAACCCCCAAGGCAAGGGGCCUUCUCUCAUUAUUGCGAGCAGCUACUUCAGGAACAACAGCGCGCCCAAGGGACGUGGAGGGGUGAUUGCGAUGGAGGGGACAAGCAAAGCUGUGUUCAAGUCAUGCCUGUUUGAUGGGAACAGCGCUGGUGUGGCUGGGGGAGCCAUCUACUCCAACGGCGCCUCCCUCACUCUCAACAAGGUCGUCUUCAGGGACAACAAGGCUAUUGGCGUUCCCCCUACCAGCACCUGCGGCGUUGGCGGCGUUCUGUUCGCAGUCUCAGGACUUUACAGCGGGGCGUCUGUCCGCCUCUGCGCAUCUUCCUUUGUGGGCAACACGGGCUGCGCUACGUCCGUUAACACGCUGCUCCUGCAGACAGUUCCAGGCGGCUCAAACUUUCCGGCGUCUGUGAUGUUUUGCAAUGGAACCACCAAGCCGGCCAAGUUGCUCGUGCCGUCGAGUGGGUGGCGGGAGUUGAGCAGUUGCACGCCCAGCACCUGUCUUUAA
Messenger RNA from Closterium sp. NIES-65, 933 nucleotides. Lineage: Eukaryota; Viridiplantae; Streptophyta; Zygnematophyceae; Desmidiales; Closteriaceae. The record is from the annotation of a GenBank genome assembly.